Molecule: messenger RNA, 2294 nt
Organism: Cryptomeria japonica (Japanese cedar)
Lineage: Eukaryota; Viridiplantae; Streptophyta; Pinopsida; Cupressales; Cupressaceae
Product: protein TIC 55, chloroplastic
Exons: 3
Coding region: 152-1870 (572 amino acids)
Biological process (GO): protein targeting to chloroplast
Cellular component (GO): chloroplast
Molecular function (GO): chlorophyllide a oxygenase activity; 2 iron, 2 sulfur cluster binding
Source: RefSeq, a predicted model, not a curated record
AAAUCUUGCCACUGCGAGGAGGUCAAAGGUUUAGCCAUCUAUUUGUUUGUGGCUAUGAACCGUUGCUUAUUUGAGAUAUACAAUACCAGAAAAUAUAUUAAUUGAUCUCCGUUAAUAGAAGUCUAAACGCUAGAAAACAGGAGAUUCUCUAAUGACAGUGGGUAUUUUGGAUCCCAUGGCUGCUCAGGCUUCCCUGACAAGAACCCACUUGUUGUAUUCAUCUAUUUCAGUGAAGAAGGCGGCUUUCAGCUCUGUCGACGAAAGAAAACGAACACAUUUCAGACACAACUGGCCAAAAUGUAAUAAUCCUUGCAACAGUAUUAAAUGGAACAGUACUAGAGCCAGGGCAUUAACUGACAUGACCAUUGGGAGUAUUAAAUGGAACAGUACUAGAGCCAGGGCAUUAACUGACAUGACCAUUGGGAGUGUGGAGAGUGAAAAACAUGAUAGGGGUGAUAUUUUGAUCAAGGAGGAGCAAAACCUAGAAGAUAGGGUUGAUUACAAUUGGGAGACUGAGUGGUAUCCAUUGUAUCUUGCAGCAGAGGUGCCUAAAGAUGCCCCUUUGGGCCUCACAGUUUUCCAUAAGCAAAUAGUCUUGUUUGAAGAUGGCAAUGGUGCACUCCACUGUUUUGAGGAUCGAUGUCCCCACAGGUUAGCAAAAUUGUCAGAAGGUCAAGUGAUGGAUGGCAGACUAGAAUGCCUUUACCACGGUUGGCAAUUUGAGGGUGAUGGUAAAUGUGUGAAGAUCCCUCAGCUUCCCUCUGGAGCAACAAUUCCAAGAGCUGCCUGUGUCAAAUCUUACGAAGUGAAAGUUUCUCAAGGUGUGGUCUGGGUAUGGAUGGCAAACAGAAGCACUGCAGACCCGAAAAAGAUUCCAUGGUUUGAACACUAUGCCAGGCAUGGAUUUUUUGACAUCUCUUCAGUACACGAACUUCCUUAUGACCAUUCCAUUCUUCUUGAGAAUCUUAUGGAUCCUGCCCACAUACCAAUUUCACAUGAUAGAACAGACUUAUCUGCAAAGAGGGAGAAUGCUCAGGCCCUCGCGUUUAAGGUAACAGAACGUACAGCCAGGGGAUUUGCAGGCCAGUGGGGUGAGGCAACCAGUGACAAUUUUCAAAACAAAUUAAGGUUUGAGGCUCCAUGUGUCCUCAGGAAUGAUAAGGAGUACACUGACAAAGAAGGCAAUAAGCAAUAUUUUAGUGCUUUGUUUCUAUGUAGAUCUGCAGGGCAGGGCAAAUCCAUGCUAAUUGUUAGAUUUGGUGGGACACAAAACAGAGCCGAACUGAAAUGGAUACCCAUGUGGGUCAUCCAUCAGACAUCUAACAAGGUAUUUGAGCAGGACAUGGGCUUUCUCUCUUCACAAAAUGAGGUUUUGUUGAGGGAAAAAGUUCCUACCAGGGACUUGUAUCUUAGUCUGAAGUCCUGUGACACAUGGGUAACUGAGUACAGAAAAUGGUUAGACAGAGUUGGUCAUGGGAUGCCCUAUUACUUUGGCCACCAGACUUUCAGUCUGCCUCGGAGUCCUGCAUUGCUAGAAGCAGCACCAGCGGGCCUUGUGGCAGCCAAUGCAGCCUCAGCUCCAACAAAAGGAGGACUUGGAACCGUCCAUAGUCCAGACCCAACAAAUCGCUAUUUCAGGCAUGUCAUUCAUUGCAAGGAAUGCAGAUUAGCAUUGAAAGGUUUCCAGAAAUGGAAAACAACUUUCUUGGCUUUAGGGUGUUUGUCUUGUGGCAUGGCAAUUCUGCUGUCCCUUACCAGAUGGAGACUGUUGUUUCUUGUCUCUGCCUUCUUAUCUUUAGUUGGGUUUUAUGUAUGCUCUCGUGGGGUUAACUGGAUCACCACAAACUUUGUAAGAUUGCAUAGGACAUAGUCAAGCAAGGGCUUGCAGUUGUGCAAUGAAAGGAACAGGAAAUACCUUACAAAUGUUCUUCAAUGCUCGUUUUGCGAUGCCCUGAAUCUUUGGUUAGUCCUAAUGAUGAUCUUAUCUACUCAUACUUCAACUACAUGGGACGCAGACAAUAGUGUAUAAUAUGGAAAAAAAAUCUACUUUCUGCCAUACUAUUCAUGUGAUGCAAUAAUACAUUCUUUGUGUAUUUCUAUUCAUACAUUCUUGGUUAGGAAGAAACACACCAACCCUUCAAACAGUAGAAGAACAAUACUCUCAUCUCUGCACAAGCAACAAAAAGUUUGUACUAUUCAAUUUGCCAUCUCUCAUGUGUUUCCAUACAUCACAUGGUUCGAACUCUUCACAUGAAGAUUUUGUACGAGAUAGAAUGGACAGCAUCCUUGCAUCA